This is a messenger RNA of Schistocerca americana (American grasshopper), 8595 nucleotides long. RefSeq names its product small subunit processome component 20 homolog. Gene Ontology annotation, cellular component: small-subunit processome; 90S preribosome; nucleolus. The record is from RefSeq and is a predicted model, not a curated record. Bases 1 to 8484 code for a protein of 2827 amino acids. The transcript has 36 exons. NCBI's taxonomy places the organism in Eukaryota, Metazoa, Arthropoda, Insecta, Orthoptera, Acrididae.
AUGAAGAAUAAGCCCACGAGACACAAGGAACGCAACACAUUUAAGUUCCAGCCAUUUUCGGAGCGCAUAGCAAAUAUUGACAUUGAUGUAUUCCACCGCGUCAGGCAUAAGUUUGAGGAUGCUGAUGAGGAUGACACAUACAUGCACCAGUGUCUUCAAAAAUGGAAUGUUUUAAACCUGACCGAUAGUUAUGAUAACUUUAAAAGGGAGCUCCCGAAUGUUCAAACGUUACCGCUUAUUUUAAAUCAAAAAGAAGUGAUUGUUGCAGUAAUCUUGAAACACCUUGCAGCAAAGGAUCCGCUGUCAUUACAACCUAUUUUGGAGUUGGUUGUGGCUCUUGCACAAGACCUUCGUCAAGAGAUUUAUCCUUUUUAUCAGGAUAUUUUACAAAAAUUAAUUCCUUUGCUGUCAAGCAAAGAUGCUGAUCAAUUAGAGUGGACAUUCAAUUGUUUGGCUUACUUAUUCAAAUUCUUGUGGCGAUAUCUGGUAAAAGAUGUGGAUGCAGUUUUUGAUAGCCUGAUUCCUCUUCUUGGAAAUUCAAAGCCACCUUAUAUAAAUAAUUUUGCUGCUGAAAGUUUUGCUUUUAUUGCACGCAAAGUCAAGGACAAAACAGGAUUCCUUGCUUUAAUUUUAAAAACACUCCAAGAAAAACCAGAGGGAGUUUCAGGUUGUGGUCGUUUGCUGUUUGAAGUUAUUAAAGGUGUGUCUGGCCAGUUCCAUAGCUGUGCCGAAACAAUAUUACCUUUAUAUAUGAAGUCAUUAAACAAUGCUGCAUUACCACAGGACUUGUUAUUUGAUGUGUUAUCUCAUUUUAUGACUGCCCUGACCAGUGGAACCCACCCACAGAAAGCAAAUACUUUGUGGACUGCAUUAUUUGAAACAUUGCAGUUUUUCCAGUCAUCUUGGUCCACUGAUCGCAGUCAGCACAAUGAGAAGGCUUUGCUGUACCUGUUGAAACUUUUUUAUCAGUUAGUUCAGCACAAAAAUGGUGUCUUUAUUGUGGAUUCAGGACUGACAACAAAACAUCUGAUUAAUAUUUUAGAGAAGCACAGUCUUCCAGAUAGUGUUUUAUCAGUUGUUCUAGACAUAGGGGCAUGCUUGCUUCUUUCUUCCCAGCUAAGACUUUCUCAAGAACACGCUAGUUUGCUUUUACUGAAGAUUCUUGGCGUGCCACGUCCCACUUUGUGGUUGGAAUUCACUCGCAAGAUAAUGACGUAUUCAGGGUUUGACACUCUGGUUUUACCGCGUCUUCUCCAGUACUGUAAUUCUUGUUUGCCAUCAAAUGAGGAUUGUCACCGAGUCUUAUAUGUUUUAACCCAGCUGUUAUUAUAUAAGGCUCCUCUUUGUGCUUCUGGUUGUGAUCUGGAAAAGUGGCAUGUGUAUCCACUCAACUUUGCACAGUUUGAAAGGUUAAAAACUCGCCAGUCACUUGUGAAAGCAACAUUCUGUGAUUUUGUUAUUGACAUAUUACAAUUUAAAACAGCUGAAGAAUUGGCUUCCCAUUUUGAAGACUGUGUUUGUGCAUUGAUUUGUCUUCCUCAUCUGAUUCCUCAAAAGACAGAUGAGAAAUUUAUAAGUGCUCUCAUUCAUUUGGCAUUCAAAUUUUUGUGUCAAAGCUCUGUUAACAACAACAGCAUGGAAGUAUCAGAGGAAGAAAGAGGAGAAAUGUCAAGAGAUGCUCAAGACUUUGCCACUCCACAGAGUAACAUAUUAAAUGAGGAGCAACUAUUGUAUUUCAUCUGUCUUGCUAUAGAAACAAUGGUACAUAUAAUGAGAGGAGACAAGCUGGAAGAUAUCCUGAAACUUGAAGUAAUAGAUGACUUAUUACCAUAUGCAUGUAAACCAAGGUUUGUAAAUGCAUUGCGAGCAAUUGACAUAUAUCUAACUGCAAUCAAUAUUAGUAAAAAGGAUGAUGAUGUCCGUCUUACACUCCUGAAAAAAUUACAUAACAAACUGGAAAGGAAUCUUUCUUCACCAUUUCACAAGGUCCGGUUCCUUACAGCCCAUAUAUUUACUCUAUUUGAAAGUGAAUCAAAAGAGUCUGAAACAUUGAAUAACAAUGUUCCAACAUCCGUCUUCCAUCUUUGUUUCACUUCAGAGUCGAUACCACCAACUGUUCAAGAUUAUAGACAGAAAUUGCAACAUAUGCAGAAUUUGGAAUAUGAAGCUACAAGAGUUUCUCUGUCACAGAAUUGUGACUUUAAUAAGGUUCCACUACACCACCUGCUUGGCACAUUGUAUAUAAAUUUUCAACUUUUGUGGGAACCAACUGGCAAGUUGAUUUCUUCGUAUGCUCGAGGAAUGCAACUUUCAGACUUCUGGUCUGUCUUUGGUGACCAGUUAAGAUUGGCUGCAGUUCACAUAAAAGCUCCCAUGAAGACUGAAGAUUUAACUGAAAGCUGCUCUUUGUUCAAAAAUGAAUUUCUGCAGUUGUCAUAUGUGUCUCUGAAUGAGAUGAAUGAUAAGCCUGAUUAUGUAAAUUACCGCAUUUUGCUUUGGAAAACAUUUGCAGAAUUCCCAGAAAUAUGUGAAGUAAAAAAUAAGGAAGUAUCUCCAAUUUUCUUAUCUUUCGUGGAGGAUGAAUUUUUUAGAACAAAUGUACAGGAAGCAAAAACUGUGAAUAUUAAAAGAAAAGAUACAGCGUUGCAGACAGAUACACUGACAAAUGAGAAUGAAAGCUCAGGUGACAGUGAAGAAGAACCAGAAGAAGCUGUGGUUCAUCAAGAAAUAACUUUUCCAAAAGAAAGAACAAUGACUGCUAAAGAGUUUGUGAGGACUCUUGCUGCACAUAUGAGUGUCUUUGCAAAACUUCGGAAUCCAAAAGCAAUUUUUAGAGAAUCAGAGUUAAGUAAGUUGUAUUAUGAUCUGCUGAUGCACAAAAAUAAUGAUGUCCAGAAGCUGGCACUCAGCUGCUUGCUUACAUAUAAACACAAGUUUCUUCUUCCAUACCAGCCUAAUUUGUUCAACUUGUUAGAUGAUAAAACGUUCAAAAGCGAAAUAACUAUGUUUCGCAUUGACAAAGAAAGUGACGUAAUUCAAACUGAACACCGUGAGAAACUUAUACCUAUAAUUAUGAGGAUAGUCUACAGUAAAAUGCUGACAAAAACUGGUUCAAAAUCUACAGGCAAAGCAGCAGCACAGCUACGUCGAUCUUUAGUUUUGAGGUUUCUGGCUGGCUGUCAUGAGAACGAACUGAUGAUAUUUGUGCAAAUGGCUUUCAAAAAUUUAAUGGACCACCUAAAAGAUGACACUACUGAAAUGAUUACUACUAUCGAUAAAUCACUAAAUUUGGAAUGUGCACCUAAUCCAAAACAACUACAAAGCUCAGUCAAUCUUUUGGGUGUAGUGUUAGACAAAUUUGGAUCACUUAUGGGACAACAGCUGUUACCAUAUGUAUUAAGAGUAAUACUGUGUGUUGGUGCCAUAGUUAAGGGAUUGUUAGAGAGGAGAGAAAUGAUAUUUCCUGCAUACAUUCCUGCCCUUCGUACUCUUCGUAAUAGUUGCACAGCAGCUCUUAUUCGCUUUUUCUCACAAUUUGAUGAGUUCAUAUGGUCUCCAACUGAAAUCGAUACUGUAUUUGAUGUGUUUGUUUGGCCAUCAUUAGAACGUUUACCAACAGAGGGAGUCCAUAGCCCAACAGCACUUCUUGAAUUAUUUAUAACUUGGAGUCACAAUGCCAGGUAUUUUGUGCUGUUUGCAAAACACUUAAGAGGCAAUCCAGAUGUAAGUCCAUUACCAUAUAUUAUGAAGCUCCUGCUUGGAGAAAAGACACACAGUUCUGUACGGAGCGGAAUCAUAGAAAUAGUGGAGAAUUUGUUAACGUUACAAGAUCAUCAAAAGCAACAAGAAGACAACACAAAAACUGCAGAAGAAGGAGGAAAAUUUGUGCCUCCAUUGCAAGUCAAUUUUGUGCUUCCAUUAGAUGAGGAUGUUGUUUCACAAUUAUCAUUGAACUAUGGGAGUGGCCUGCUGUUGCCACAUGUUCCAGCAAUACUAGAACAUUUGAAGCGCAAGCUGUCAUCAUCAAAAGCAGGCCUUGGUCACCGUGAUUUAGAAGUGCUUGCAAGAGUAUCAGAGCUGGUGCAUGACCCAUCAACGAGUGAGCUCUUGCUGCAACUGUUAUUACCCACACUUAACAGAAAAGCAUCUGCAUCUGAAGAAACUGUGAUUCAACUUUUCACAACUAUUACUAAUCUUGUCAAGAACAUUGCAUACCCAUUGAAAUACCUCAGGUCAUUAGCACCAUUAUUUGGUACAGUCUCUGCUACCGCUCCACGAAAACUUCUCUGUGAUUUGGUAAUGGCUAUUGCAGAAAGAGAUUUAAAGGAACAGAAAAGUGAUGUGGUUAUUAAUGCUCAACUUUUAAUGGAAAUAAAUGCAUGGGAUGCCAGAUGGAUUGAACAACCAGAUUUCAACAGGCGUCUUGAUGGUUUUAAAAGAGUCAAAGAAAUGUUAUCUGAAGGGAAAAUCAACCUUGACUUUGGUGUGAUGAUAAUUCACAACUGUUUCCACAUCUUAAAAUCAGAAAAGGACAUGUCUCUUAGAGAUAGUGCUGGAUACUGCCUACGAAAUUUGGCACCUGUUAUGUGUCACAAACAUUCAGACAUCUCUGCAGAAAGAGAAUUUCUCAUCAGUGACACCCUCCUAAACUUGAUUAGGCAGGGGAUAAAAGAUUUUAAUGAAGUAGUUAGACAUGAAUCAUUAUGCUUACUUGGAGAAUUGGCUAGGCAGUGUGAAGAAUUACAUCCAGUUUUACGAGACCUCUCCAAGCUAAGCAGCAAGACAGAUCCAGAAGUGGACUUCUUUGAAAAUAUAGUUCAUUUGCAGAGUCACAGGAAAGCAAGAGCUUUACUGAAGUUCUGUGAGGUGGCAAAAGGCCUUGUAAAACCACCAACUCCUCGGACAUUGACUCAUUUUAUUCUUCCAUGUGCAUCGCUUUUUCUUUGUUCAGAAAAGUUUGCCAACAAAAAUAGUCUUGUUGAUGCUGCAAUUCAGGCAGUUGGCAUGGUUUGUCGUCUUCUUCCUUGGCACCAGUAUGAGACUGUACUUAGGUUUUAUCUUGGAAAGAUGCGUGUAUCUGCUGAAUUCCAAAGACAGCUGGUGCGAAUCAUCAUAGCAAUUCUGGAUGCUUUCCAUUUUAAUCUUGACAGAGCUGUGAACAAUGCAGGAAAUGAUGUGAAAAUGAGCAGCCUUGAAAAUGCAGCAGAAGGUGCAGCAAGUGAUGAAAAGGACAAAAUAAUGCUAACGGCAGGUCAUGAGGAGGCUGAGAAAGACAGUGUUAUUCAUUCGGAACACCAGUCAUCUGAUGAAGAGAAAACGGAUGAAGUUGUAAUGGAGAAGGACUUGGAUACAUUGCUGGAUAGUUGUGAAAAUGAACAGAUGGAACUUGAAACUGGAAUACCAGAAAAUAAGACAUUUGCUGUUGACCAAGAAGCAAAACUUCCAAAGUCAGCAGCAUCACGAGUGGUCAGCACAAUUACCAACAGCCUGCUUCCACAGUUACAACGGACAAUUGGGCAGCGAUCAGUAGCAGAUACUUUACAUAAACUAAAUCGACGACAAACUGGUCCAGACCAAGAUGAGGAGGACGUCUUACGUGUUCCAGUAGCCUUGGCAUCUGUCAAACUUCUACAGAAACUUCCUCAACAUGUGCUUGAUCAACAUUUACCAGGGAUUUUUAUGAGACUGUGCACUUUCCUGAAGUCUCGUAUGGACAGUGUGCGUCGUAUUGCAAGAGAAAUUCUCCAGAAGAUCAUGGUGACACUUGGACCAUCCUACCUCAGUGUCUUACUAUCUGAAAUGUCAUCACUUCUCACAAAAGGAUUUCAAGUGCAUGUCCUUGUUUACACUGUUCAUUCAGUACUUGUUGUAAUGAAAGAUAUGUUCCGGGCUGGCGAUGUAGAUAACUGUCUUCAGUCCAUACUUGAGCUUUGCAAAUUGGAUUUGUUUGGAGCUUCUGCAGAGGAAAAAUCUGUUUCACAGAUUACUGCAAGGUUUUUCGAGGCGAAGUCUACUAAAAGUUAUGAUAUGUUUCAUAUUGUGUCGCAGUGUAUAAGUGAAAAAUGUCUCACUGAUCUGUUGUUGCCCCUUAAAGAGGUAUUGGUUCAAUCACAUAAUCACAAAAUUGUGAACAAGGUUUCUGAGUGCUUGCGACAAGUUGCAAUAGGAUUAUCAGAAAAUAAUUUCGUCUCUGCUGAAUCUCUCGUUAUAUUUGUGUAUGGAGUCACAUCACAGUCAAUUCCUGAGCUGUCACCUGAGCUAAAGAAGGAAGAAAUUUUUGAAACUGAGAAAGAAAAAUUAUCAAUUCAGAGGCCAGAUUCAUUUUUAAUUCCUGAAGCACCUAGAAGCCGGUCUGGGGCUACAAAUGUGAAAGCAAAGACUUCAUCACAAGCUAAUGCCCACGUGCUGGUAGAGUUUGGUCUUAGACUGUUUCAUAUACUUCUAAAAAAGGAGAGGCUGAAGUCACAAUAUUAUAAGCAAUUUUUGGAUCCUAUGGUUUCUAUUUUACAUGACUGUUUGAGAUCUCAGCAUGUCAAGAGAAGCACACAAGCUCUUCAGUGUUUGUCUUGGAUCCUUAAAAUGGAUCUGCCUAGUAUUAAAACUUAUGGGAAAGAAUUGACUACAUCAAUUUUUACUAUUCUUCAUAAGUAUGCAGUUUCGGGAAUAAGCAAAGGAGAUAAUUAUGACUUAGUAGCAGCAGCAUUUAAGGCAGUGACAGUGCUGGUUCGUGACGUGGAACAAAAUAUCUUGAGUUCUGACCAGCUGAAAGCUUUGUUACUGUACGCAGAAAAGGAUAUGCAUGAUUAUCAGCGACAGGCAACAGCAUUUGGAUUGUUGAGAGCAAUUCUGGUACGCCGUUUCAUUGUGUCUGAAAUUCCAGAAGUAAUGCAGAAAGUUGCUGCUCUUAGUAUAACAUCUGAACAUUCCCACGUACGGAUGCAGGCAAGACAGGUUUUUCAUCAGUACAUUAUGCAUUACCCAUUGGGAAAGAAGCUUGAUCACCACUUGUCAUUCUGUUUUGCACAACUGAGAUAUCCAAUCCAGUCUGGGCGUGAGUCUGCUCUGGAAAUGUUAGAAAUGAUUGUAACAUCAUUUCCACAGGAGAUGCUGGAAGAACAUGGUGCACUGUUUUUUAUAUCUGUUAGUCCACAACUCGUAAAUGAUGAGUCACCAGACUGUAGGAAAAUGGUUGCAAAAUGUAUCAAGACAAUACUGGAACGUUUAGGAAAGAGUGGUCGUAAUAGUCUCUUUGAAAUAGUCAUGGUGUGGCUUCAGGAACCAAAGGUGAAACAUCGACAGCUGGCUGCACAGCUUUGUGGCUUAUUUGUUCAAGCUGAAAAGCAAGAAUUUGAAACCCGUUUUCAAGUAGUGCUGCCAGUUCUGUUACAGCAGUUUGGUAGAGGUUUUGAAGAUAAUCGACCAGGUAGAUUUGUUCGCGUUGUUCCUGCAGCAUCAGAUGCUAAUAGUGAAACUAAGAAGGAACAGAAGGAAAUAAGGAAUGAUCACCUGCUUUUUCAAGUACUUCAGACCCUCCUAAAGAUAUGUGAGCAUUGUCCAUCUUUCCUAAAGAGCAACAAUUGGAAGUAUGAAGUUGAAGGUUUUGCAGAAAAUGCAAAGUUGCUGCUAUCACAUGAGCAUGAGUGGGUCCGUCUGGGGGCAGCACAGUUCCUGGGCUUUGUCUUUGGUUCACUUGACCCACAAAGAUUGGCCUUUCAUGUAUGUAAAAAGACUAACAGUGAUGAGGGAAAUUAUAAUGGCUGUGGUUUCCUGAACAAUUCUGGAAAACUUAGAUCCCUAAUAUUGGAUCUGUCUGCCCAACUGCAACCUGUUGAAAUAUCAGAUGACUUUGUUGAACAGGUGGUUAAAGAUUUGGUUUAUUUGGCGAGGGUCCUAAAAUAUUUAGAGGAAGAAGAUGUUCCAGAAGUCGUAGUAUUUGGUUCAGAGCAACAGAUGUCAGAUGAUGAGGAACAAUAUAAAUCAAAAUUAUCUCUUGUAUGGAUGAUUCGGCGAAUGAGAAGAAUUUUAAAUAAUGAGAUAAUACAUUCACCACAAUCCACUACACUGCAAAAGGCUGUUUUCAAAUGGAUUGGAGCUGUGGCAGUCGAUCUGGGGAAAGAAAAGCUUCCGUUGUACUUGCAUCAUCUUCUUCCCCCUCUGGUCCGUGUGCUAACAAGUUCUGAUGAUUCAAAUUCUGAACUACGUCGCCUAGCUAAAGAAGUAGCAGAUAUAAUUAAGAAGAAAGUGGGUACAGAUGAAUACACUCAUCAUUUUACAAAGCUUCAGAUGUCACUAACUGCACGUCGAGCUGACAGGAAAAAAAUCAGAGCUCAAGAGGCUGUGACAGAACCACAGAAGGCUGCAAAACGAAGAAUUAAAAAGCAGUUAAAGAGGAAGGAUAGCAAAAAGAAGAAGAUAAGUGCCUUUAAAGGAAAACCAGUGAAGAGAAAACACAGUGAUAAACUAUCCAUUGAUGAAAUUAUAUAAGUUUUAUGUAACAAAUGCAUAAAUUUUGUAUAUUUCCAGAAAAUUUUGAAUAUUAAGUAUGUGUAAUGUAAAUAAGUCAUUGAGAAGUGUAAAUAUAUUUAUUUUUUAGUA